AAGUAUGUUUGGGCUGGACCAAUUCGAGCCCCAGAUCAACAGCAGGAACGCUGGCCAGGGCGAGAGGAACUUUAACGAGGCCGGACUAAGCAUGAACGCCCACUUUAAGGCCCCGGCUUUCCACGCAGGGGGACCCCCUGGCCCGGUGGACCCUGCCAUGAGCGCGCUGGGGGAGCCCCCGAUGUUGGGCAUGAACAUGGAGCCUUACGGCUUCCACGCGCGCGGCCACUCGGAGUUGCACGCGGGGGGGCUGCAGGCGCAGCCAGUACACGGAUUCUUCGGAGGCCAGCAGCCGCACCACGGACACCCAGGAGUCCACCACCCCCACCAGCAUCACUCCCACUUCGGGGGCAACUUUGGCGGCCCGGACCCAGGGGCCUCGUGCCUGCACGGGGGUCGCUUGCUUGGCUACGGAGGCGCCGGCGGCGGCCUGGGCAGCCAGCCGCCGUUUGCCGAGGGUUACGACCACAUGGCGGAGAGCCAGGGGCCCGAGAGCUUCGGCCCGCAGCGACCCGGGAACCUUCCGGACUUUCACAGUUCGGGCGCCUCGGGCCAUGCCGUGCCUGCCCCAUGCUUGCCGCUGGACCAGAGCCCUAACCGAGCCGCCUCCUUCCACGGCCUGCCCGCCUCCAGCGGCUCCGAUUCCCACAGUCUGGAGCCCCGGAGGGUGGCGAACCAAGGAGCCGUCGACUCGCUGGAAUACAAUUACCCGGGCGAGGCGCCCUCAGGACAUUUCGACAUGUUUUCGCCUUCUGAUUCCGAGGGGCAGCUGCCUCAUUAUGCGGCUGGCCGCCAGGUUCCCGGGGGCUCUUUCCCGGGUGCCUCGUCCAUGCCCAGAGCUGCAGGCAUGGUGGGCUUGUCCAAAAUGCACGCACAGCAACAGCAGCAGCAGCAGCAGCAGCAGCAGCAGCAGCAGCAACAGCAGCACGGCGUGUUCUUCGAGAGGUUCGGCGGGGCCCGCAAGAUGCCCGUGAGUCUGGAGCCGGGGGUAGGCUCCCGACACCCGUUAAUGCAGCCUCCUCAGCAGGCGCCGCCGCCCCCGCAGCAGCCUCCCCCGCAGCAGCCGCAGCAACCGCAGCAGCCGCAGCCGCCGCCGCCCGGUCUUCUGGUCCGACAAAAUUCGUGCCCUCCUGCGCUCCCGCGGCCCCAGCAGGGCGAGGCGGGCACGCCCAGCGGCGGCCUGCAGGACGGGGGCCCCAUGUUGCCCAGCCAACACGCGCAGUUCGAGUACCCCAUCCACCGGCUGGAGAACCGGAGUAUGCACCCUUAUUCCGAGGCUGUGUUUAACAUGCAGCACCCCCCUCCGCAGCAGGCGCCCAACCAGCGGCUGCAGCAUUUCGACGCGCCCCCCUACAUGAAUGUGGCCAAGAGGCCGCGCUUUGACUUCCCGGGCAGCGCGGGAGUGGACCGCUGCGCGUCGUGGAACGGCAGCAUGCACAACGGCGCUCUGGACAACCACCUCUCGCCCUCCGCCUAUUCGGGCCUACCCGGCGAGUUCACGCCGCCUGUCCCCGAUAGCUUCCCCUCGGGGCCACCCCUGCAGCACCCGGCCCCGGACCACCAGUCCCUGCAGCAGCAGCAGCAGCAACAGCAGCAGCAGCAACAGCAGCAGCAGCGCCAAAACGCGGCCCUCAUGAUUAAGCAGAUGGCGUCGCGGAAUCAGCAGCAGCGGCUGCGCCAGCCCAGUCUGGCCCAGCUAGGCCACCCCGGGGACGUGGGCCAGGGCAGCUUGGUGCACGGCGGCCCGGUGGGCGGCUUGGCCCAGCCGAACUUUGAGCGUGACAGCGGCGGCGCGGGCGCGGGGCGCCUGGGCACCUUCGAGCAGCAGGCGCCGCACUUGGCGCAGGAGAGCGCGUGGUUCCCAGGGCCUCAUCCGUCGCCAGGUGACCUGCUGCCUCGCAGGAUGGGCGGCUCGGGCCUGCCGGCUGACUGCGGCCCGCACGACCCUGGGCUGGCACCGCCCCCUCCGCCGGGUGGCUCAGGGGUGCUGUUCCGGGGCCCUCUGCAGGAGCCGCUGAGGAUGCCCGGAGAAGGCCACGUGCCCGCGCUGCCCUCACCUGGCCUGCAGUUCGGGGGUAGCCUGGCCAGCCUGGGCCAACUGCAGUCGCCCGGGGCUGGGGUGGGGCUGCCUAGCGCUCCCUCCGAGCGCCGGCCCCCGCCGCCGGAUUUCAGCGCGCCCGCGCUCGCGGGCCAGCCGGGUUUCCCGUUCGGCGCGGCAAACCGGCAGGCCACGCCGCACAGCGGCCCGGGCGUGAACUCGCCCCCGAGCACGGGUGGGGGCGGCGGCAGCACGGGCGGCGGCGGCGGCGGCGGGGGGGGCGCGUACCCGCCGCAGCCUGAUUUCCAGCCCAGCCAGCGCUCCUCGGCCAGCAAGCUGGGCGCGCUCUCGCUGGGCUCCUUCAACAAGCCCAGCUCCAAGGACAACCUGUUCGGCCAGAGCUGCCUGGCUGCGCUCUCCACCGCCUGCCAGAACAUGAUCGCCAGCCUGGGCGCUCCCAACCUCAACGUGACCUUCAACAAGAAAAACCCGCCCGAGGGCAAGAGGAAACUGAGCCAGAACGAGACCGAGGGCGCGACCGUGGCCGGCAACCCGGGCUCGGAUUACUUCCCCGGAGGGGCUGCUCCUGGGGCCCCAGGGCCCGGAGGCCCGUCGGGGACCAGUAGCAGCGGCUCCAAAGCCUCGGGGCCGCCCAACCCGCCCGCCCCGGGGGACGGCACCAGUCUCUCCCCGAACUACACCCUGGAGUCAACGUCGGGGAACGACGGCAAGCCGGUCCCCGGGGGCGGCGGCCGGGGCCGGGGUCGCAGAAAAAGGGACAGUGGUCACGUGAGCCCCGGGACCUUCUUCGACAAGUACUCUGCCGCGCCGGACAGCGGGGGCGCCCCCGGGGUGAGCCCAGGGCAGCAGCAGGCACCGGGUGCAGCCGUCGGGGGAGGCUCCACCGGCGAGGCGCGCGGGGCGCCGACGCCUCACGAGAAAGCGCUUACGUCGCCGUCGUGGGGGAAGGGGGCCGAGUUGCUCCUGGGGGACCAGCCGGACCUCAUGGCGUCCCUGGACGGCGGGGCCAAGUCGGACAGUAGUUCCCCGCACGUGGGCGAGUUCGCCUCAGACGAAGUCAGCACGAGCUACGCAAACGAGGACGAGGUGUCUUCCAGCUCCGACAACCCCCCGGCCCUGGCCAAAGCGAGUAGGAGCCCUCUGGUGACAGGCUCGCCCAAACUCCCUCCCCGUGGGGUGGUCGCCGGGGAACACGGACCGAAGGCGCCCCCGCUGGGCCUGGGCAUCAUGUCUACGUCUACCUCGACCCCCGACAGCUACGGCGGCGGCGGGGGCGCGGGCCAUCCCGGCACGCCGGGCCUGGAGCAGGUCCGGACCCCGACGAGCAGCAGCGGGGCCCCGCCACCCGACGAGAUCCACCCCCUGGAGAUCCUCCAGGCCCAGAUCCAGCUGCAGAGGCAGCAAUUCAGCAUCUCCGAGGACCAGCCCCUGGGGCUCAAGGGUGGCAAAAAGGGGGAGUGUGCCGUCGGGGCCUCUGGCGCGCAGAAUGGCGACAGCGAGCUGAGCAGCUGCUGCUCCGAGGCGGUCAAGAGCGCCAUGAGCACCAUCGACCUGGACUCGCUGAUGGCCGAGCACAGCGCCACCUGGUACAUGCCCGCUGACAAGGCCUUGGUGGACGGCGCAGACGACGACAAGACGCUGGCGCCCUGGGAGAAGGCCAAACCCCAGAACCCCAACAGCAAAGAAGCCCACGACCUCCCCACGAACAAGGCCUCGGCAGCCCAGCCCGGCAGCCAUCUGCAGUGCCUGGCCGUCCACUGCACAGACGACGUGGGCGACGCCAAGGCCCGCGCCUCCGUGCCCACCUGGCGGUCCCUGCACUCCGACAUCUCCAACAGAUUUGGGACAUUCGUGGCCGCCCUAACUUGAAUCCACAAGAAAUGCCCUCUCACCCCAAGGCCCUUCCCUCCCCCCUCUCUCUCCCCUCCCCCUGACCCCUGACCCCCCUUCCCCCCACCCCCCCUCGUUAAUUUGAAAGGGCCACUAUUGCUGGAUGAUUUUUUUUUCUAGGUUGGUACCUGCUUAGUGGCAUAUGGACCGGAAAGGGUUAAUUUAAAGGGAAAAAAAAAAAAACCUCAAAAAAUUUUUUUAAAAAGAAACUCGUCUGCCACGGUAUGUUACCAGUGUUAACCCUUCUGCCGUUAGCAAACUUUUGCUUAAGCCUUUUUCCUGCUAGAUAAUUCCCCAUUUUUCGGUAAUCUUGGCAUACGUUUUCUAGAUGACCUCUUUCCUUGUUUAAUUUCCAUGCUGCUGUGUGUCCAAGCAUCGUUAUUUCAAAGAAUUGCUUUCCUUUUUUAUUCUCUUUUAUUCUUGUUCCUUUUCUGCCUUCCUCCCCCCACACCGCCUUUUUUUUUUUUUUCCCCCUUCUCCCUUUUGCUUUGUUCACUGCUUAUUAAAAUGGAAAUCCUGGAGCAUAGUAGUUCUGGAAUAUUGCCGGGUGAAAGUCGGAUUGUCAUCACAAUAUUAUAUACUGACACCCAACUGUCAUCAGUCAGGCAGAAGCCAAACAAUUAAUGCCCCCCUUAGGUAUUCUGCCUGGGGUUUUGUUUUGUCUGUUCCCUAAGAAAAUAGAGAUAUAUGUUUGCGUUCCUACAAACACACACUCAGCCUUCAGCUCCGUUCUCUCUCCUGCUGGAAGCUGCCGCCUCGGCAGUGGAGGUGAUGACGUGUCCAGCCCGCUCUGUGGGAAGGAGUCGGAAUGUUCGACGCUGGGGUUUUCUCUCCUUUUCUGGGCCUCCGCACAAACGCCCGAGCUCUGCAUUUUCACACUGUGCUAAGCAGUCCUCUGCCUCGGCGGGGGGUGGAGGCCGUCCAGCUUGCUGUGUCUCUGGGGACUCCAGGCGCCGGCCCCUCUGCAGCCAGGCCACCUGGGUCUUGGGUGCUGGCCUUAGGGAGGAUCGAUUCUUAGCCCUUGACCUUUCUAGACAGCUGUUCCCAGCCAGGCCUCCCCGGGGACGAAGGAGGGGGCUGCGUCCAACUCCCCCACUGCUUCCGUUUGGUCCCCAUUCUCCAUCUAUUUUCCCGCCUCCAGCCUGGGCCGCCCCCCAUCCCUGGGAGGGACAGGGCGUUCGCCAGCCCUGUCCGAGGGGUUCUGUCACAGAGGAGCCUCCGGGUCCAGCCUCCCGAGCCCCCCUGCUCCCAGCCUGGUGUAUUUCUUUGUAGGGGUUCGCAGACUCUCAAGGGCUGGGGGAGGAAGAGAAUAGAACUAAUGGCUUUGAUUCCUGGGCCUUUGUUUUUCUCCGGAAUUUUUUUCCCCUUUUCAUUACAUCUCACCCUCUUGCAAAACUAGAGAGCGGCGUCUUGCGGAGGAACAAGUUCUCCUCUGAGCAGAGAGGAGGGGCGGCCGGGUGAGCAGGGCAGCGGAGAGCAGGGCUCCCGGACCCAGCCUCUUAUGGGUCCUCCCAGGGUGGCUGUCACUGGACACCCAGGGCUGGCAGCGGUGGGCACCUCUGGGUGCUGGUGAUGGCUGCAGAGGGCUUGCGUGACUCGUGGGGUUGUUGGGGGGCACCUAGCUUGCAGGGUGGGCCAGGCAAGAAGGGACUCACGUCACUUCACCCAAAUCGGGAACGUUUCAAUUUUAUUUGUUUUUGCGAAAGAGCACGUCUUACCAAAUGUUCCAUUUUGAGCCUCGCACUCUCUCCCCCAACCCCAGGUCUCCAGAGUUUGCAGACCCGGCGUUUUUUUUUUUUUUUUUUUUAGCAAGCGACCUGAAGAUUUGGGGGCUCACCCUACAACACCCACCUUGUUUAUUUCAAAGAACUUUUCAGCAAAUGGAGAAGAGCGUCCAGAAAAAUCUCGCUCCUUCCCCUCCGUCCUCUUCUUUCCUUCGGCCAGUCCUUGCGGCUCGGGUCCCGGUCUGGAUGGUCCCAGGUUCUUGCCCGGGCCGCCUGACCGGGACCCCGGCCCGCAGAGGGCAGGCAGAAGCAGCUGGUGGGAAUUUAUCAGCCAGGAGGUGCGAGCUGACUCACUUCCUGUGUUCUGCCACCAGAGGAAAGAAAAGGAGAGAAAAUUUCCCCCGGCCACCGGCUGCAGAACCCCGUGCCCCUCUGAUUCCGCCGUGUACAGCUGUUUGAGAGCUUCCUCCUUUGAUUUUGGAAAGAGGAAUAAUUUCUCCUUAAUUGCUUAAGGCUGGGGAGCCGAGCGUCUCGACUUGCGUGUUUGACUUUUCCCCCGCGUCGAGUCCGUCAGCGCUUGGCCAUCAGCUCGCGGUCCCAGCAACUCGGAAACCCCUGCGGUUUGAAAGUUUCUCGCUCCCCACGACCCCAGAGUGGAGCAGCUUUUCAAAUAGCCUUAAGCAAAAGGAUGUGAUUUCAUGAAAUCGGGUUGAAUGGAAAGAAUAAAAGCGAAGGACAAACACAGCCACCCCACGAGACUCCCAGCGCCGGUAAUCGGUACUACAUAGCAAACUCUUCGGGAAAGGAAAUGAAAAUGUUCUUGCACAUGUAAAAUAGGAAAACUUAACUCUGCUGUGUGUUAGGCAAUCCUGUAAUCUUUUUUGACUCUUAAAAGAAAUUCAUUUCUGAAAUGCUAGGUUGGAAGACUGUGACAAUAGCUCAUGAAAUUGAGUGUUAUUUUUUUCUUUCUUUUUUAAAAAAAAAAUAUGUAAAGUGCAGUCUUCUGUAUUCAUACAUAUUGUAUAUACCUGUAUAUGUUUUCCUGAGCAGCUAAAUAACAAUAAAUAUGACGUUAAUGGUGA
Messenger RNA from Equus quagga, 6755 nucleotides. RefSeq names its product MN1 proto-oncogene, transcriptional regulator (gene MN1). The transcript has 2 exons. Bases 5 to 3928 code for a protein of 1307 amino acids. The record is from RefSeq and is a predicted model, not a curated record. Gene Ontology annotation, biological process: regulation of DNA-templated transcription. NCBI's taxonomy places the organism in Eukaryota, Metazoa, Chordata, Mammalia, Perissodactyla, Equidae.